GGGUUAGCCGGUUAGGGUUAAGUUUAUAUAUAACAAUUGUGUUUCUCCUUUCCUUUCUUCUUAUAGAUCCACUACCCACAAACCCUACAAACCAUCUUCUCAAAACCAUCCACUCCAUUUCCACCUUCCAUUCCUCUCUUUCUCUACCACUGCAUGCGCCAUGGAUUCCGGAAACAGUGGAAGCUUACAGUCCUCAAGCGCCGGCGAGGAUGACUAUGACUUCACCGGUCCAAACACCGGCGUCACCACCUCCAUCCAUGCACCAACACCACCACUACCACCACCAUCCUCCUCCUCCUCCACCUCCCUCUUUGACACUUUCACCUACUUUGAAUCCUUCCCAAGAUCCCCACCACCCACCGCCGGCAACACCAACACCACCACCACCACCUCGACCACCAACCCUUUACUCAACCUUGAACCCUCUUGGCCUCGUCCUCUCCGGCCACCAUUCAACCCAAACUCCACCACCGACAUCACCGGCUUUAUAAACCCAUCAUCCUCAUCCUCAACCACGCCAGUGCAACCACUCCAACCAGACCCUCCUUCACGUGUCUCCAAGAAACGAUCCAGAGCUUCACGCCGUGCUCCGACCACCGUCCUCACCACUGACACCUCCAACUUCCGUGCCAUGGUACAAGAGUUCACCGGCAUCCCCACUGCUCCCUUCUCCUCCUCCACCUCCACAACCACCAGCACCUCUCGUUCUCGCCUGCCUCGUUAUGACUCUCCUUAUCUCCUUAGACCCUUUGCUCAUAAACCCCAUCCUACCAGCUUUCUCUCUUCUUCUUCUACUUCUCCUCUUCUUGAUCCUCCUGCUUCCACUAGUAGUGCUAAUGUUGCUUCUUCAAAUCAACUGAGUCAUGAUCAUCAUCAUCUGAGUGCAGCCAGCAUGCAAAACCAAGUGCUCAACUUCCAGUCCUUGUUACAGUCUCCGAUCACCAACCUUCCCUCUUUCAUGACUAGUAAUAAGUCUGAUCAGGUGAACUAUGGUGUGACUCAUAAUGUUGUUGGCCAAGUUGGUGGGAAUUUAUCAAACCUUGUUGGAAGCUCAGAGGCCAUGCACUCUGCUUGCUCUGAGUUUCAUUCUGAGAAGGCUUCUGAUGCUGCCCGGCCUCCUCGGACUCAAGGCAUGGUGGAUUCUUGGAUUUGUUCUUCUGAUUAAUUACUUAUUUUUGUAAGUUUAAUUAUACUGUUAGUAGAAGAAGAAGAAGAAGAACGAAAGACGAAAGACGAA
Molecule: messenger RNA, 1237 nt
Organism: Dioscorea cayenensis subsp. rotundata (Guinea yam)
Lineage: Eukaryota; Viridiplantae; Streptophyta; Magnoliopsida; Dioscoreales; Dioscoreaceae
Exons: 1
Coding region: 161-1165 (334 amino acids)
Source: RefSeq, a predicted model, not a curated record